AAAAUUAUACACAUGUAUUUAAAAUAGCAUAUCCGAAGUUUACAUUUGUGCCUAACCUUCCACACGGCUAUAAUUAUUAAAUGUUUUAUUGUAAGAAUUAUUCUUUGUAAAUUAUGGAUGAUUCGAAUCAAGUUCUGACUUUGUAUGUAAACUGGCUGAAUUAUUCCUUAAAAUAAUUGCUAUUGAAAAUAUGUUAUGUCUAGUGUUUUGGGAAACCCUUGAAAUUCACCGAAGUACGUAGACAUUUACGUUGUCAGGUCAAAUUAGACAUGUUUAUAUUUAGACAUGUUACUACCGUGUGUAUAUAAAGGUGAUUUAAAACGAACAUUAAAACAAUUGUGUUUGUACAGUUAACAUAGCUUGAUAAACAAAACAAAUGCAAGCAUUUCUAUUAAAAUGUGUUGUCGUUGGAGAUGGGGGUGUGGGAAAGACUUGUCUGCUAAUGUCGUAUUCACAAGAUGCAUUUCCAGGAGAAUAUAUACCAACAGUGUAUGAUUAUUAUCAAACUAAUGUCAGAGUAGAUGGAAGAUUUUGUUGCCUUAGUUUAUUGGACACUUCAGGCCAACACGAGUAUGACAGAUUACGGCCAUUAUCUUAUCCAAAAACGGAUGUUUUUCUGGUAUGUUUUUCUCUUGUUGCAACGGACAGUUACGAAAACGUUGAAAAACAGUGGUAUCCAGAGAUUAAACACCAUUGUCCAGACACACCAGUUGUAUUAAUUGGAACAAAAAUGGACUUAAGGGACGGCAGUAAGGAACAGGAAAAUGUAUUAAAGACAGCUAUUUCCUUUGUUGAGGGUAGAAGUCUUGCACAGAAAAUUAAUGCAGUGAAGUAUGUAGAAUGCUCUGCGAGGACCGGCAAGAAUACAAAACUAGUUUUUGAUGAGGCGAUACGAGCCUGCUUUAUUCCACAGAGACAGAAAAGAAGAAGUAAAUGUAAACUUAUAUGAAGACAAACUAUGGUCAUGUAUUGUAACAUAUAAACAUUUUCAUUUCCAUGUUUAAACAUAAACAAAAGAAAUACACCUCCACAAUAGUUGGAGGCACCGUAUAACUUUAAAUAAAAAUUUGUAUCAAUAAAUCAAGUGUACAACAACUUUUCAUGGCCUAUUCGCAUUUUAUCUGCCGCUGGGCAUAUUAGAAACAGCGAUGUUGAACUGUGCAGAAGACGAAGUAACAGGAAACGCUUUUCACAACGUUAUAUUUGUAUGUAGAAUGUGAUAAAAUAGCAGUGUAAUAUGUCAUAUAUGUGAUGACGUUAUAACUUUUAAAGUUACAUGUGUUUAGUAAGGGACUCGAGAAUUCAGUGUAAGUUGUAGUACUGACAAUCAGUUAUUCUUGAAAAUUAAUGACGAAUAAGUUCAUGUAAGUGAAUAGUCCAGUAAACUAUGCGAACACCAUAACAAUUGUGUCUCUUAAAUAUUCGUAAUUCUAAGGCUUCUGCUCUGUUUGUAUUCCGGGCCAUCAUGUGAUUGCCAUGCCUAUUUCUCUCUCUUACCGUUCUUUUCUGUGUGUCUGCCAAAUUUAUAAGGACUAAUCGGAAUGCGUAUCUUUUGACAUUGGUUCUAACACGAAACGAACAGCUGUUAAAUAUAUUAAAACCGCAGUACCAUGUCGGUCAACUGAACUCUUUGAUAAUAGGAAUUUAUCAAAGUUGCAGUCUUGAUUCAAUGUUGUUAUAUUUUCUAUGCCUCACUGCUCAUGAAGUCCAUUCAAUAUCUGUGCUUCAGCUUCAGUCUGUGCAAGGAGGCGUAAAGUUCAGCUUACGCCUUUGCUAACGGGCGUGAGGGGUGUUUCAAUUUUCAUUAGCUCUCAUGAUCAGACUCAAUCAAACCGAACCUGCAAUUGUGUUGCUUGGGUGCAUUGGAAAGGAACUUCUUACAGAUUUUUACAACGUGAUUACUGGCUCUAGGAAAUCUAAGAUCUGAAAUAUGAACCCAAAAAGAUAAUACACAGAGUGCAUCUCCACAACCAAAAGCAGGGCGCACCACCCGUUUAUCAAUCUUUUCCGCCUUGUUCGCCAUUUUAGCCAGCCUGUUUUUUUUGUCUUGUAUAUCAGCGGGAUAUAAUUCACAGCUUUAUUCCCUGCCUUGCUUCCUUUUCAAGUUCCACAUGUGCCACAAUUAAGGCCGAUCACGUAACUUUUACAGUGCAUCAAGUGGAAAAACUUCGACGCGGCCAGAAAACAUUAUAACUCCACACAUCAACCUAUCGAAAUAAUAAUACUGCCAACAAAGCCGUACCGCUAAAGUUCCUGCCAUCGGUCAAAUCAAUGAAUAAAAAAGCAUCCAACAAUUUUGCAAGAUAAACAUAUGAUAAUUUGAUGUGUCUAGAGCAAUGUUCGAGUAAAACAGUCGUCAAGUGAUAUUCUGUCUCGCUCAUUAUGUCAAUUAGACUCCAUUUCUAUAGUUUAAAGCAAAAAAUCCCAAUUGAAAGGAUUUUUAAUUAUCUGAACAAAAUUCUAUUAUUCUCAAAUAAAACCAAACAAAUUUUCAGAAAAAAAAAACAACCGUUACUGUUUUAGUAACAUGGCCGUUUGCACCUCGGCAAAAAUUAAAUGAUGACAUAUUGUAUUUUAGUAAGAAAACACCAUUCACAAUACAUACAUGCAUUAACAUUUUUAAAUAAAGUACACCCAUUGAAAAAAGAAAACCGUAAAAACUGGUUGACAGAAAAUCCUUGCAUCAUUAAAAUCCAAUUUCACGUAUUUGCGCGAGCCAUAUUCUUCUUUCGACAAUUUGACUGUUGUUUUGCUUGCAAUCCUGAAACUUACCAAGUGUAAACAUAAAUUUAAACACGUCGAAUAAAGUUGAACAUUUCUGCCUGUAAAUAAUUAUAAUGUAUGUUUAGACCUCAGCAACUUAAAGAAUAUUAUCUCUUUUAUUAACUGCCUCAUGUACUACUCGGGUAUUUACAGGCUUAUAAAUCAAUUAGCUUGCUCUGUUACAUUUGAGAAAACAAUGGAAACUGCUUCUUAUAUAAUAGUUAUAACAAGUGAAUGAAGUAUUCACAUGCAAUACAAAGUCCCCUACUGGAGGGCACCUAAUUUUCUCUACUGCAGUAUAACUUAAGGAACUGAUAUCUGUCAAUAAUGUAUAAACAAUAUUGUACUAUAUAUACAAUAUG
Molecule: messenger RNA, 3125 nt
Organism: Mercenaria mercenaria
Lineage: Eukaryota; Metazoa; Mollusca; Bivalvia; Venerida; Veneridae
Product: ras-related C3 botulinum toxin substrate 1-like
Exons: 6
Coding region: 377-949 (190 amino acids)
Biological process (GO): small GTPase-mediated signal transduction
Molecular function (GO): GTP binding; GTPase activity
Source: RefSeq, a predicted model, not a curated record